UUGAUACUGUAUCAUUCAAGUUUAUGAUCCUAGUGAAUACAAGAACAUGGCCAUGAAGUUUGUUGCCAUUUCGGCUGUUCUGGCUCUUAUGGGAGUUCAGUAUGCAUCAACACACCAUGCUCAUAGCUUCUCUCACUUCCAUGGACCAGUUGAGGGACCACAUCACGAAAUUUCAGUUCAUGACAAACACGGGCAUCAUCACAUUGAUUAUGUAGCUCAUCCCAAAUAUGAAUUUUCUUAUGGCGUUGAAGAUCAUCACACUGGCGAUUUUCAUGGACAGAAAGAAUACCGCGACGGAAAGGAUGUUCAUGGUGAAUACACUAUCAAGGAACCAGGUGGCAAUGUCAGAAGUGUUAAAUAUCAUGCUGAUCCUCAUGGUGGAUUUUUUGCUCAUGUGCAUAACUCAGGAGGCAAUGAUCAUUCAGGCGGCACCUAUGGUGGUCACGGUCAUCACGGUUAUUAACGAUUUUCUAAAAGAUGUUUUAAAAAGAAAUAACGUAUUACUUAAAAUACUCAUUUCUGAAUACAUUGUUACUUUUUUCUGUUUCGUUUGUACGUAAAAUACAUAUUUGUUUGUGAUUAUUAAAUAUAAAUUGUUAAUUUUUAUUUCCUA
This is a messenger RNA of Leptopilina heterotoma, 613 nucleotides long. Its product is annotated as cuticle protein 7-like. Gene Ontology annotation, cellular component: extracellular matrix. The record is from RefSeq and is a predicted model, not a curated record. Bases 47 to 463 code for a protein of 138 amino acids. Lineage: Eukaryota; Metazoa; Arthropoda; Insecta; Hymenoptera; Figitidae. The transcript has 3 exons.